AUGGGUAUUCACAACGGCAUUAUUCGUAAUCUAGAAGUGGAUACCGGAAAAUCCUUACAGUGGAUAAUUUGCAUGCUGCACGGUAAUGAAUUUCCACUUUGUCACCUGAUUAACUUGGAUGGAGAAACAACUGGGCCAACUGGAUAUGUUGGAGUGAUUGGCAAGCAGUUGCAAACUUGCGAAGAACUACCAAUUGUUCCAUUUGAGAAGAUCAACGUAGUAAUUCCAGAAGUAGAUCCUGAGAUUCUCAGCACCGACCAGAAAUAUCUUUUCGAGAUAAGUGUUGCAAUAUCUGUUGGUAUUGUUUCAGAAAGCUUGACACGAAAGCAACCUGGAAAAAUGGCACAUUCGAGAUGGCUGACAACUGCCAACAGGAUUCUACGUUUAUACGUUGGAACAAUAAAUCCAUCUGAAGAACUAAAAAUUCUGAACAAAUAUAUAUUGAAAGUGUAUAUAAUAACCUGGUUUUCUAUUAAGCUAAAGCCAGAUAUGAAGUACGGUUCGCUGCAUUUAUUCAACCUAAUUCAGAGAUCUCGAUACCUUCCUUCAAAUUCAAGACAGAUCGUUGACAGAAUUAUUCAGGUCAACGGCUAUUUGGCACACCCUGAAAACAUCCUUUUAUGUAUGCUUGGAGAUGAACGUUUGCAUAUUAGGGAACUAGGCUUGCGACGGAUUUUGAAAUGUAGAACAAGCCCCCCUCAAGCUUAG
Molecule: messenger RNA, 708 nt
Organism: Phaedon cochleariae (mustard beetle)
Lineage: Eukaryota; Metazoa; Arthropoda; Insecta; Coleoptera; Chrysomelidae
Source: the annotation of a GenBank genome assembly